Messenger RNA from Mercenaria mercenaria, 12868 nucleotides. Its product is annotated as phosphonopyruvate decarboxylase-like. Lineage: Eukaryota; Metazoa; Mollusca; Bivalvia; Venerida; Veneridae. The coding region runs from base 210 to 1538 and encodes 442 amino acids. Gene Ontology annotation, molecular function: phosphonopyruvate decarboxylase activity; thiamine pyrophosphate binding. The transcript has 11 exons. Gene Ontology annotation, biological process: organic phosphonate biosynthetic process. The record is from RefSeq and is a predicted model, not a curated record.
GAACGAUAUUGAAGAGUCGAGCAACCGAAACUGUUUGUUUUUGUUUAUUUUAAGCAUAAUCUGUAUUUGUUACGUGUUAUAUAUAUCUUGGACCUAGAUUGUAUUAACAGUAUUAACAGAUACAGCACUGUCAAAAGGUCAGACAUCUCCAGUUGGAAUAAAAAAUUGUGUGUUACAAGUUCUUAUAUAACAUUGAGGAUACAGAAACCAUGACAUCUCUAGGACUAAGCAAGAUUUUAUUGGCUCCACGGAGCAUGCUAGUUUGUUGCAGAAGGCUCGUACAUCAGUCCAUUGUGCUGGGCAGUCAGGAUCCACCCCAUCCAGAUCCAGAGCAGCAAUAUGUAGAUCAGAAGAUUCGUAAUGAAGAGGCGGGAGAACUUACAGAAUUGGUACGAGAUUUCUUGGACCCAGCUGUCUUCUAUAAUCAGCUCAAAGCCAAGAAUAUAGACUUCUUUUGUGGUGUUCCAGAUUCUUUGUUAAAAGAUUUUUGUGCCUACGUCACAGAUAAUGCUCCAGCCAGUAACCAUGUGAUAACAGCAAACGAAGGAAACUCCGUAGCUCUAGCCAGUGGUUACCAUCUAGCUACAGGAAAAUCUGCCUUAGUUUACCUGCAGAACUCAGGACUAGGUAACACAGUAAACCCUCUAAUGUCUUUGGCAGUACCGGCUGUAUAUAGUAUACCCAUGUUGUUACUGAUUGGUUGGCGUGGGGAACCAGGCAAGCGUGAUGAACCUCAGCAUCGUUCUCAAGGGCAGGCAACACCAGGAUUACUUGCUGCUCUUGGAAUCCCUUUCCAGCCUCUUCCUGAUUACGAAGAAGGGGCCGAGCUUGCCCUCCAAAGUGCCAGACACUACAUGGAUCUCUCAAAGGGCCCGUAUGCUCUUCUUGUGAAAAGGCAAAUUUUUUCCCCGUACAAGUUACCCAAAGUUGUGGCAGAUUUUCCAUUGAUGAGGGAAGAUGCAAUGAAAUUGGUUGUGGAUAAUUUAGGACAGAAAGAUAUUGUUAUUGGAACUACUGGAAUGUUGUCAAGGGAGUUGUAUGAAUACAGAAUGGCACGAGAAGACGGACAUGAAAGAGAUUUUCUUACUGUAGGCUCCAUGGGUCAUGCAUCAUCAAUAGCUCUUGGUAUAGCAAUGCAGAAACAAAAGCGACAGGUUUUCUGCCUGGAUGGAGAUGGUUCUGUAAUUAUGCACAUGGGAGCCAUGGCAACCGUAGGUCAACAUGCACCCGGUAACUUUAAACACAUCAUUGUAAAUAACGGCGCCCAUGACUCAGUUGGAGGUCAGCCAACAGAUGCCGGGAACCAUGCAGGAUUUGACUUUGGGUCCAUUGCAAAGGGCUGCGGUUACAGGGAUUAUCUGCUAGCUAUUAACCCAGAAGACGUGGCUGCAGCAGUUGUGAAGAUGAGAACCAUGGAAGGACCGGUUCUACUUGAAAUCAAGACCAAAAUAGGGGCCAGACACGAUCUUGGGAGACCAAAGACGAAACCACUAGAGAACAAAGAGGACUUCAUGCACUUCCUAGCAUUGUCAAAAUAAAACAUGAAAUUAAAUCAUGGAAAAAUUCAGAUAGAACUAUCCGAAUAGUAUUAGAACAUAAAUCAACAGCAGUUUCAGAAAGAACUUACCAGAUAGAAAUAUAGAUGCUAAUUAUGGAAAAAAGAUUAAAAGAUCUAGCCUUAUUGUAAUAAGUUGUUCAUGAAAAACUAGUUUGUUAGAAAUCAAUCUUUAAUCAUGGAAAAAAAAUCAAAAGAAAUUUUAAUUUCUAAUGUUGGGUUUUUGAAUUGUGAUCCUGUCCCCAAGUUUCAAUCUUGAAUUCUUUUAUGGUACAGUAGUUUGGGUAACUUUCUGUGUUUGUUAUCACGGUUGUCAGUAUAAUAUUUUGGGAAAAAUCAAGAGAAACUCAUAAUCAUUGUGAAAAUUGUUGGAAACUCACCACUUUUUUUUUUUAGCUCACCAGAGCACAAGGUGCUCAAGGUGAGCUAUUGUGACCAGUCAUUGUCCGGUGUGCUUCAUCCGUCAACAUUUGUCUUGUGAACACUCUAUAGAGGCCACAUGAUUUGUGACCCAAUCUUUAUGAAACUUGGUCAGAAUGUUAGUCUUGAUGAUCUCUAGGUCAAGUUCGAAACUGGAUCAUAUGGAUUCAAAACCUAGGUCAGUAGGCUAUAUCAAAGGAAAAGCUUGUGAACACUUUAUAGGCCACAGUUGUGACCAAUCUUUAUGAAACUUAGUCAGAAUUUUUGUCUUGAUGAUGUCUAGGUCAAUUUCGAAACUGGGUCAUGUGGGGUCAAAAACUAGGUCAGAAGGCGAGAUCAAAGGAAAAGCAUGUGAACACUCAAGAGGUUGCAGUUAUGACCCAACCUUUAUGAAAUUUGGUCAGAAUGUUUGUCUUGAUGAUCUCUAGGUCAGUUUCGAAACUGGGUCAUGUGGGGUCAAAAACUAGGUCAGUAGGCCAGAUCAGCUCUUGUGAGCGAUAUAGGGCCAUCAUGGCUCUCUUGUUUACAUAAUUUUUUGUGCUUAUUUUUGGUAAGUAUUAUUGUGGGUCCUAUUUUCAUUAUUUAUUUCUAUGUAUUGGUAACUUUUUGAAGGUUUUUUGUUGUAAUAAUUUUUAGUGUCUUUGAAAUAUCUCUUUUUACAUUACUUCAGUGGAUGUUGAUUGAUAUUGCUAUGACAAUUAAGACUGCCAGAAGCAAAUUUUCUGAAAUUCAGUAGUAUACUCUUAUCAAAUGGCUUGUCAGUCAAGUGUUAGAACCAUUGCAAGAGGUCUGACAGGCAAUCCAUUCAAGUCAUUUUAAUCCAUAAAAUGUAGAAUCAACAAAUUCAUGUAUCCACUGUUUUGGCAGAAAGCAUGGAAUUUAAUGCCAAAGAAUUGAAAUAAUGUCACAAAACAACAUUUUAUUUUCAUUUGAAGAUAAAUUGUAUGUUGUUUUCCUUUGAAAUGCUGUUUUUAGUAAAGACUCAUUUGUUACUGUUUGCAAGCAUAAGUUACAUGUAAGAGAAAUAAUGUGCCAAAUUUUAUAUAAUUUGCUUAACCUUUAGCCUGCUGGCAGCAAAUGAUUUUGCCUUUGUGACCAGUGCAGACCAAGAUCAUCCUACACUGUUCACUAUUCAGCCAGUAAAUUUUCAGUGAAAACCCCUUCAAAUAAUAAGAGGUACUGCCCAAAUUUAAUGAUAGACAAGUUCAUUUUCCAAAUUUAGCAGGGUAAAGGUUAAUGCUGUUGACCCAUAAUAACAAUUGUCAAUUUCUGUUCGAUUAAUACUCUCCAUAUGCUCUCAGUAUGCUUGUAUGGCCUACAGCACAAGAAUGUUUAAAUAAUAUCCAACAUGUUAUAGCAUGUAAAUUGUCAGUUGUCUUUAUGGGUUGUCUACCUUUACUGCAUUAUGAAAGGAGUUGAGAUUUUGUAUGCAUGUGUGCCCUUGUAGAAAUGAAAAAAAAAAAUCAAGCAGGCAUCAUGUAAUGUAUGCUACUGGAUUUUCAGUUCACUUAUUUUGUAUUGCACACUGAAACUGCUUGGUGUCCAAGAAAAAGGUUAAACUGUUCUUGCUUCUCAGUGUCAGUUUAAAUAUAUGUAACUUAUUCGAGACCUAGACAAGUUAGGUUGGUUCCAUUUUCAGUUGUACAUGAAGUAUAUUUUAUCUUGAAUAUUAACUACAUUGUACUCAGAAGCUGACUGAAAUAUGACAAAAAAAAAAACACUUUAUAUUCUCGCACCUUGUGCAUUUUGUAUAUGUUGUAGGUGUAAACUAUUUAAAUUGAUAAGGUAUUUUUACAAGGGCACUGUCUGUGCAGUAUAGCAUCUCCAUAUAUAGCUGAUGUUGUUGCCGACAUACUCAUCUUACAUCAUUAUGAUGCAGUGAUUAUGUAUAUCAGGGUUAUUUACACUGCCUUUUUAUAUGGCCUAGAUGGUAAUAUAAAUUGUUUUGUAAUUACUAGGCGCUAGUUGGUUUUAUAAUUACUAGGCACUGUGACCAUGUCAAUGUUGCUAGGCACUGUGACUAUGCCAAUGUUGCUAGGCACUGUGACUAUGCCAAUGUUGCUAGGGGCUGUAACCAUGUCAGUGUUGCUAGGCACUCUGACAAUGUCAUUGUUGCUAGGCACUGUAACCAUGUCAGUGUUGCUAGGCACAGUGACAAUGUCAUUGUUGCAAGACACUGUGAACAUGUCGAUUUUGCUAGAAACUGUGACAAUGUUAUUGUUGCUAGGCACUGGCAAUAUUAUUGUUGCUAGGCACUGUGACCAAGGCAAUGUUGCUUGGCAUUGUAACAAUGUUACUAGGCACUAUGACCAUGUCGAUGUUGCUAGGCUGUGUGACCAUGUCAAUAAUGUGUUUGAUUCCUUGUCCUGACAUUUUUAAAUUUGUUUUUUUUAUACAUGCUGCCUGUGUCAGUGACAAUCUUGUUAGUAAAUUUUUAGAAUUGUUCAUCCAUAAUGACAGCUUUUACAUAACACCUGCAGUAAAGGACCAGUUUCGUAUGUGUGUAUUUGUUUGUUUUACCUAUUUGGGGUUUGUUUUGGUAAUCUAAAUAUGGUAUUGUAAAAAACUGAGCUGAUGAGAUUGUUGUUUUGUGUUUUGCUAUUUUUUUUUCUCUGUAUAUAGAUUUAUUUAAUGUGAUUUCUAAUAUUUCAAAGAGAUUGAUAUAUUGAAUUUAGUAUGAAAUUUGAAAUGUGUGUGGAUACACUUUUAUAAAUGUUAGGAUAAAUGCUGGGGUUUUUUUUAGUCCUUGCAUUAUAAAAGUUUAGUUGCUGUGAAUAUUUUAAUAUAGGUUUUAUUCUUGGCUCUUGAUUAAAUAAUUUGUUCUCGAUAAAAUCUAGGAAGAUACUUUGGAAGCAAAGAAUACAGCCAGGCAAAAAAAUAACACAAGGCUUUGACUGAAGUCUGUUCAUUAGAGGUAAUGAAACACUUAACAUAGAACAAAACGGAAAAAAUAAAGAAUGGAUGUAGACGGUCUGAGAGUGUUAUCAUAGUAUUAUAGUUUUAUUAUAGCUUUAGGUACUACUUUGUUGUUAUAGUUUUUGUUCACUUUUGAUGUUGUUUUUAUGACAGUGAUUUUAUAUGACGUAUUAUUAAGUGACAGGUAUCAGCAUUAAGUGUACAUAAUUAUCAAAAUAUUUAACAUGAAUACACGUAAUUUAGAAGGGUUAAAAUUGUUAUUCUAUAUAUCUUUUAUUCAAGAAACGUGGUGAUAAUCAGAAUUUUAACAAAAUAAACUUACAGCAGUGUAUAUCAGAUAUCAAAAAUCUGUUUUGAGUAAGGUGACUUUUUAAAAGCAAGACAAUUGACAUUUUUAUGCCCCCGAAGGGAGGCAUAUAGUUUUUGAACCGUCUGUCGGUCUGUCAGUCUGUCGGUCUGUCCGCAAUUUUCGUGUCCGGUCCAUAUCUUUGUCAUCGAUGGAUGGAUUUUCAAAUAACUUGGCAUGAAUGUGUACCACAGUAAGACGACGUGCAGUGCGCAAGACCCAGGUCCGUAGCUCAAAGGUCAAGGUCACACUUAGACGUUAAAGGAUAGUGCAUUGAUGGGCGUGUCCAGUCCAUAUCUUUGUCAUCGAUGGAUGGAUUUUCAAAUAACUUAACAUGAAUGUGUACCACAGUAAGACGACGUGCAGUGCGCAAGACCCAGGUCCGUAGCUCAAAGGUCAAGGUCACACUUAGACGUUAAAGGAUAGUGCAUUGAUGGGCGUGUCCGGUCCAUAUCUUUGUCAUCGAUGGAUGGAUUUUCAAAUAACUUGGCAUGAAUGUGUACCACAGUAAGACGACAUGCAGUGCGCAAGACCCAGGUCGGUAGCUCAAAGGUCAAGGUCACACUUAGACGUUAAAGAUCAUUUUUCAUGAUAGUGCAUUGAUGGGCAUGUCCGGUCCUUAUCUUUGUCAUUCAUGCAUGGAUUUUAAAAUAACUAUGCAUGAAUGUGUGACACAGUAAGACGAUGUGUCGCGCGCAAGACCCAGCUCUGUAGGUCAAAGGUCCUAAACUCUAACAUUGGCCAUAACUAUUCAUUCAAAGUGCCAUCGGGGGCAUGUGUCAUCCUACGGAGACAGCUCUUGUUCUUUUUAACAUUACUCUUCUGAUGUACAUUAUGCUUCUGUUUUACAUUAUACUUUUGGGUGAAGCUUUUUUAGAAAUUUGGGUUUUUUAUGUAGAUGCGAUGCCUUUUUAGCUCACCUGAGCAAUGCUCAGGUGAGUUUUUCUGAUCACUCGAUGUCCGGCGUCUGUCUGUCUGUCUGUCAUCUGUCGUCUGUCAACAUUUAGCUGUGUAUGCGAUAGAGGCUGUAUUUUUCAAUUAAUCUUCAUGAAUAUUGGUCAGAAUGAUAACCUUGAUGAAAUCUAGGCCGAGUUCGAAAAUGGGUCAUCUGGGAUCAAAAACUAGGUCACAAGGUCAAAUCAAAGAAAAACCUUGUGUAUGCGCUAGAGGCUGUAUUUUUCAAUUGAUCUUCAUGAAUAUUGGUCAGAAUGAUUGCCUUGAUGAAAUCUAGGCCGAGUUUGAAAAUGGGUCAUCUCAGGUCAAAAACUAGGUCACUAGGCCAAAUCAAAGAAAAACCUUGUGUAUGCGAUAGAGGCGGUAUUUUUCAAUUGAUCUUCAUGAAUUUUGGUCAGAAUGAUUACCUUGAUGAAAUCUAGGUCGAGUUUGAACAUGGGUCAUCUAGGGUCAAAAACUAGGUCAUAUCUUGAUGAAAAACCUUGUGUAUGCGAUAGAGGCGGUAUUUUUCAAUUAAUCUUCAUGAAUAUUGGUCAGAAUGAUAACCUUGAUGAAAUCUAAGCCGAGUUCCAAAAUGGGUCAUCUCGGGUCAAAAACUAGGUCACUAGGUCAAAUCAAAGAAAAACCUUGUGUAUGUGAUAGAGGCUGUAUUUUUCAAUUAUUCUUCUUGAAUAUUGGUCUGAGUGAUAACCUUGAUGAAAUCUAGGCCGAGUUCGAAAAUGGUUCAUCUCGGGUAAAAAACUAGGUCACUAGGUCAAAUCAAAGAAAAACCUUGUGUAUGCGAUAGAGGCUGUAUUUUUCAAUUGAUCUUCAUGAAUAUUGGUCAGAAUGAUUGCCUUGCUGAAAUCUAGGCCGAGUUUGAAAAUGGGUCAUCUCGGGUCAAAAACUAGGUCACUAGGCCAAAUCAAAGAAAAACCUUGUGUAUGCGAUAGAGGCUGUAUUUUUCAGUUGAUCUUCAUGAAUUUUGGUCAGAAUGAUUACCUUGAUGAAAUCUAGGCCGAGUUUGAAGAUGGGUCAUCUGGGGUCAAGAACUAGGUCACUAGGUCAAAUCAAGGAAAAACCUUGUGUAUGUGCACGAGGCUGUAUUUUUCAAUUGAUCUUCAUGAAUUUUGGUCAGAAUGAUUACUUUGAUGAAAUUUAGACCAAAUUCGAAAAUGGGUCAUCUGGGGUCAAAAACUAGGUCACUUGAUCUUCAUGAAAUUUAGCCAGAAUGAUAACCUUGAUGAAAUCUAGGCCGAGUUCGAAAAUGGGUCAUCUGGGAUCAAAAACUAGGUCACUAGGUCAAAUCAAAGAAAAACCUUGUGUAUGCGCUAGAGGCUGUAUUUUUCAAUUGAUCUUCAUGAAUAUUGGUCAGAAUGAUUGCCUUGAUGAAAUCUAGGCCGAGUUUGAAAAUGGGUCAUCUCAGGUCAAAAACUAGGUCACUAGGCCAAAUCAAAGAAAAACCUUGUGUAUGCGAUAGAGGCGGUAUUUUUCAAUUGAUCUUCAUGAAUUUUGGUCAGAAUGAUUACCUUGAUGAAAUCUAGGUCGAGUUUGAACAUGGGUCAUCUAGGGUCAAAAACUAGGUCAUAUCUUGAUGAAAAACCUUGUGUAUGCGAUAGAGGCGGUAUUUUUCAAUUAAUCUUCAUGAAUAUUGGUCAGAAUGAUAACCUUGAUGAAAUCUAAGCCGAGUUCCAAAAUGGUCAUCUCGGGUCAAAAACUAGGUCACUAGGUCAAAUCAAUGAAAAACCUUGUGUAUGUGAUAGAGGCUGUAUUUUUCAAUUAUUCUUCUUGAAAUUGGUCAGAAUGAUAACCUUGAUGAAAUCUAGGCCGAGUUCAAAAAUGGGUCAUCUCGGGUAAAAAACUAGGUCACUAGGUCAAAUCAAAGAAAAACCUUGUGUAUGCGCUAGAGGCUGUAUUUUUCAAUUGAUCUUCAUGAAUAUUGGUCAGAAUGAUUGCCUUGAUGAAAUCUAGGCCGAGUUUGAAAAUGGGUCAUCUCGGGUCAAAAACUAGGUCACUAGGCCAAAUCAAAGAAAAACCUUGUGUAUGCGAUAGAGGCUGUAUUUUUCAGUUGAUCUUCAUGAAUUUUGGUCAGAAUGAUUACCUUGAUGAAAUCUAGGCUGAGUUUGAAAAUGGGUCAUCUGGGGUCAAAAACUAGGUCACUAGGUCAAAUCAAGGAAAAACCUUGUGUAUGCGAUCGAGGCUGUAUUUUUCAAUUGAUCUUCAUGAAUUUUGGUCAGAAUGAUUACCUUGAUGAAAUUUAGACCAAAUUCGAAAAUGGGUCAUCUGGGGUCAAAAACUAGGUCACUUGAUCUUCAUGAAAUUUAGCCAGAAUGAUAACCUUGAUGAAAUCUAGGCCGAGUUCGAAAAUGGGUCAUCUGGGAUCAAAAACUAGGUCACUAGGUCAAAUCAAAGAAAAACCUUGUGUAUGCGCUAGAGGCUGUAUUUUUCAAUUGAUCUUCAUGAAUAUUGGUCAGAAUGAUUGCCUUGAUGAAAUCUAGGCCGAGUUUGAAAAUGGGUCAUCUCAGGUCAAAAACUAGGUCACUAGGCCAAAUCAAAGAAAAACCUUGCGUAUGCGAUAGAGGCGGUAUUUUUCAAUUGAUCUUCAUGAAUUUUGGUCAGAAUGAUUACCUUGAUGAAAUCUAGGUCGAGUUUGAACAUGGGUCAUCUAGGGUCAAAAACUAGGUCAUAUCUUGAUGAAAAACCUUGUGUAUGCGAUAGAGGCGGUAUUUUUCAAUUAAUCUUCAUGAAUAUUGGUCAGAAUGAUAACCUUGAUGAAAUCUAAGCCGAGUUCCAAAAUGGGUCAUCUCGGGUCAAAAACUAGGUCACUAGGUCAAAUCAAAGAAAAACCUUGUGUAUGUGAUAGAGGCUGUAUUUUUCAAUUAUUCUUCUUGAAUAUUGGUCAGAAUGAUAACCUUGAUGAAAUCUAGGCCGAGUUCAAAAAUGGGUCAUCUCGGGUAAAAAACUAGGUCACUAGGUCAAAUCAAAGAAAAACCUUGUGUAUGCGCUAGAGGCUGUAUUUUUCAAUUGAUCUUCAUGAAUAUUGGUCAGAAUGAUUGCCUUGAUGAAAUCUAGGCCGAGUUUGAAAAUGGGUCAUCUCGGGUCAAAAACUAGGUCACUAGGCCAAAUCAAAGAAAAACCUUGUGUAUGCGAUAGAGGCGGUAUUUUUCAGUUGAUCUUCAUGAAUUUUGGUCAGAAUGAUUACCUUGAUGAAAUCUAGGCCGAGUUUGAAAAUGGGUCAUCUGGGGUCAAAAACUAGGUCACUAGGUCAAAUCAAGGAAAAACCUUGUGUAUGCGAUGGAGGCUGUAUUUUUUAAUUGAUCUUCAUGAAUUUUGGUCAGAAUGAUUACCUUGAUGAAAUUUAGACCAAAUUCGAAAAUGGGUCAUCUGGGGUCAAAAACUAGGUCACUUGAUCUUCAUGAAAUUUAGCCAGAAUGAAGAAAAACAUUGUGUAUGCAAUAGAGGAUGUAUUUUUCAAUUGAUCUUCAUGAAAUUUGGUCUGAGUGAUUGCCUUGAUGAAAUCUAGGUCGAGUUUGAAUAUGGGUUAUCUGAGGUCAAAAACUAGGUCACUAGGUCAAAUUAAAGAAAAAUCUUGUGUAUGCGAUAGAGACUGUUUUUUUCAAUUGAUUUUUAUGAAAUUUGGUCAGGAUGAUUGCCUUGAUGAAAUCUAGGUCGAAUUUGAAUGUGGGUCAUCUGAGGUCAAAAACUAGGUCACUUGGUCAAAUCAAAGAAAAAACUUGUGUAUGUGAUAGAGGCUGUAUUUUUCAAUUGAUCUUCGUGAAUUUUGGUCAGAAUGAUUGCCUUGAUAAAAUCUAGGUCGAGUUUGAACAUGGGUCAUCUAGGGUCAAAAACUAGGUCAUAUCUAAGAAAAUGCUUGUUUUAUCGCAAGAGACCAAUUUUUUGGUCCAAUCUUAAUGAAAAUUGGUCGGAAUAUUUGUUUCCAUGAAAUCACUAGGUCAAACAUGUUUUACACUGUUAUGGUGUGUUUCUUAGGACCACAAUGGAAAUAAGAGACAUCUUUGUCCCUUUUUUGUGUUAUCCUUUGUGUAUAAUGUAGUUGGCAUGGCAAUAUGGCAUUAUAUUCAAUUCAUUUAUGUUCUUUUACAUAUAUGUUUGAUAUCUAUUUUACCAUGUUUUGUACACAUUUUAUGCAGAAAUAAAUCUAUCUAUCUAUCUUAGGUGAGCGACCUAGGGCCAUCUUGGCCCUCUUGUUUUAAAUAGAAUUUCUUUUGAUUCACAUAAAUUUGAAAGUUCAGCUUAAUGGUUAUUUUAAAUCAAUAUCCAUGUCUUUUAGUUCAUUUGUAUGAUGUACAUGUUUAUAUAAUAUAAUAGCGUGAAUGCUUCUGUGUAUGUAAGGAAUUGGACUAUUUUUUCAGAAAUGGUUAUCAGUUUUUCUAUAUACAGUAAAACCUGCGUUAGUGGUCACCUCUAUUAAGCAGCCAACCUGUCUUAAGCAGCCAAUGUCUCAUUUCCCAACAUUGUCAUUCAAUUUAUAAAUUACCUGCAUUAAGCAGUCAGCCACUUUUUCCCACUCACUAAUAGUGGCUGGCUGCUUAAGACAGGUUUUACUGUAGCUUGAAUACUUGUAUGUAUGUAAGGAAUUAGUCAGUUUUUUUUUCAGAAAUUGUUAUCUUUUCUAUAUAUGUGCAUUAACUACUUUAGUCGUGUCAGAAGGAAAUAUCUUUUUAUAACUAGAUGUAUUUCUACUGAUUGUUGUUUUCUUUUAGAUCUGCCAUAAAUUAUAUAUUUAUACAUAUUUAUUUAUUCUCAGUAUUUUUAAUAUGUAAUGCUAAAUGUGUAAAACACUGUUAUAACUCAGUUAUUUUAUAAAGCUUUUUUCUUUAUAAUGAAAUGCAUUAGAGCAAUUGUUUUAUUUAUUAAUUUGGGAACUGAAAAAUGACGUAAUGCAUGUUAAAAAAAGAAGUUUUAAUUAUUUUCAGUUCAGCAUUUCUUGUUUGCCUCGAUUUUUUCUCAAGAAAAAAAUUCUAAACUAGAUUUGCAUGUGUAAAAUUCAACUGCAAUAGAGUUUCAUGAUAUAUGAAAGAAUGGUCUGAUUUAGCAUUACAACUGUAGCAUAAUAUUCUUAGUUAUUGAUUAGUAUAUACAUUGUAUCCAAGUAUAUGUGAAGGCUGUGGCGUUAAAAUCAACAUUAGGGCUUUGGGACCAGCAUGGAUCGAGAUCAGCGGAUACCCAUAUUGUUAGUUUAUCCCCACAUCCAUACUGUUAAUUUAUCAAUUUCAGCACUUGUAUGUUAUAGAUAAGCAAACAGUAUGUAGACUGGACUGUACGGAUGUACAGGCUGAUCUGGAUACAUACUGGUAGCAAUUAAAGCUCUAGUUUGGUUUACGCUAAACAGUGCUCAUAUAUACAGCAACUCUACCUUAGUGGUCACAUGUAUUAUUAUAUAAAGCAGCAAGUUAGCAAACUUCCUAAACUAUGUCAGCCUAAUUAAGCAACCACCUGUCAUAAGCAGCUAUGUUGUAUUGCUCCUAUGUCUGGCUGGGUAAGACAGAUUUGACUGUAAUUAAUCUAAGCCUUUCAUUCAAAUUAUCUGGGAAGAUCUUCUUACAUAGUUUUCUGAAUUUGCUCAUGUGUUGACAAUUAAUUUCAAACCACAUGGCUUAGUUUUGGCACUAUUUUUGUCACAAAACACUUGUUUAACUUAAUAAGAAACAAUGUAAUAAACUUUUUAAGUCUUGACACUUUUUUUGUUGAAAAUUUUAAAUAGCAGAUUUUUUUCUGCUGGUGCAGAAAUCACAUAUCUGUAUAAUUAGCACCUUCACCGUUAACAUUCUAAUAUUAUAUGUACCGGUAUCUCAAAAUUUUGACAAAGUAAAUUAAUACAGAUAUUAAGUGCCUUUUCUAAUUCUAAGUAGAUUAAGAGUGGUAAAUCAUGACAUAACAGCAGUUAAAUUUCAUUUUUGCUGAACUUGCUAUUUUUUAUUGGUACAUGUGUAGUGCGAACUUGAAAGAAUUUUCAUCAAAUGGUUUUUGUCAUAUUAUCUACAACAAUUUUCUUAGGCCAUGAUUAAAUCAUGAUUUAAGUAUCUUAACAUUUUAAUUUGCCUCCCUUAUUUUGUCAUGACUGCUAUCCGCAGAAUUUUUUGUAAACAGUACAAUAUUUCAUUGUUUCAUCUCAUUACCAGUGGAUAUAUUCUCAAACUUGCAAGAUAUUUAUGUCUCCCACCACACAUUGGUGUGGGAGACAUAUUGAUUUACUUCUGUCUGUUUGUCUGUCUGUCACAAAUCUUGUCCGCACUCUAAGUGGAACAUUUCUCAUCCGAUCUUCACUAAACUGGGACAAAAUGUGUUUGCCACUAAGUCCUUGGCCCAGUUUGAUUAUUAUUAAACUAGCCAAAUCGGCUCAGGAACUUCGGAAUUAUGGCCGUUGAACAUAAUUACCGAUAGGCCGGUUACUCCAACAUGUGAAUUACCAAUAGGCAGCUUACUCCAACACGAAAACAGUAUAUAAAGACAGACUUGCUAUUAGAUGAUUAGGCAAAAACGUGGGAGACAUGCGCUUUUCUCAAAAGCACCUCUAGUGCAAAUAUGUUUUUGAUCUCUUCAUACAGGUUUUAUGUUUAUUUCAGCAAAUUUCCAUAAACCCAUACAUAUUACCCAUACCUGUUUAAUCAGACAUUUUUCAAAUUAUUUUAAGUCACUUCAGCUUAAAGACAUGAUGAUUUUUUUUCUGUCCAUCU